UUGAUUAUAUUAACCCUCGUAAUGGGUUUACCAAUUGCAUUUGAGAUUAUCCGUACUAUCCACAGGAAACAAAGCCUUAUGUCUACCGGAGCAUCCAGUCAUCAUUUGAAAGUGCUGAAGAUCCUAACGAUCCAGAUCGUUUGUACCGCUUCACUAGGUGUCUGUGUUCCUUUCGCAUUAAUCUUUUCGCUUUUUUCCCCUGUAAAUUCAACCAUAAUUUAUGGUUGCUCGUUACUGAUGGGUGCUAACUCUCUGGCCUUGUCUCUUCUCACCAUCUGUUUGAACCCAGUUUCCCGGAAAACUGCUCUGACUCUGAUUGGCUGGUACAGACCUAAACGAAAGACUACUAUACGAGUAGAUGCAAAGGAUUCCACGUUCGUAAAGUAG
This is a messenger RNA of Auanema sp. JU1783, 387 nucleotides long. The record is from the annotation of a GenBank genome assembly. NCBI's taxonomy places the organism in Eukaryota, Metazoa, Nematoda, Chromadorea, Rhabditida, Rhabditidae.